This is a messenger RNA of Nothoprocta perdicaria, 4683 nucleotides long. Its product is annotated as phosphatidylinositol 3-kinase regulatory subunit gamma. The transcript is spliced from 16 exons. The record is from RefSeq and is a predicted model, not a curated record. Gene Ontology annotation, biological process: insulin receptor signaling pathway; phosphatidylinositol phosphate biosynthetic process. Bases 1 to 2187 code for a protein of 728 amino acids. NCBI's taxonomy places the organism in Eukaryota, Metazoa, Chordata, Aves, Tinamiformes, Tinamidae. Gene Ontology annotation, cellular component: phosphatidylinositol 3-kinase complex. Gene Ontology annotation, molecular function: protein binding; 1-phosphatidylinositol-3-kinase regulator activity.
AUGGGCUCCCCGGAGGCGCUGCAGUACCGGGCGCUCUACGAGUACCGCAAGGAGCGGGAGGAGGACGUGGCGCUGCGCCCCGGCGACGUGCUCACCGUGAGCCGGGCCGCGCUGCUCGGCGCCCCCGGCUUCCAGGACGGCGACGAGCGCAGCCCCCAGGGCUGGCUCAGCGGCCUCAACGAGCGCACCAAGGAGCGCGGCGACUUCCCCGGCACCUACGUGGAGUACGUGGGCCCCGCCGCCCCCGCCAAGGCCAGGCCGCGGCCGCUGCCCCCGGCGCCCGCCGGGACCCCCAUGCCCGGGGGACAGCCCUGGGGGCUCCCCGGGCAGGCCGAGGCUGCUGAGCUCCCCGGCUUCCCCGAGCAGGCGCUGCCCACCAUAGCAAGGCUCAUCGAGGCGCUGGAAAGAAAAGGACAGGAUGGCGAGGAUCCCUAUGGAUCGGCUCCCGGCUCCCUGGGCGACCCAGAGCUGCAGCAGGCUCUUCUGACGGACGCCGCGGCCGUGGACCUGGAGCGCUACGACGGCCGGAGCCUGGCGCAGGCCCUGACGUGGUACCUGCGGGAGCUGCCGGCGCCCGUCAUCCCGCCGGCCCUGCACGCCGACCUCUUCCUCCUGGCCCAAGAGAGCCCGGGCCUGGAGGAGUGCGGGCAGCGGGCGGGCGCCGUGCUGGCCGCGCCGGCGCUGCCGCCACCACACGCGCUGCUGCUGCGGGCGCUCGCCGGGCACCUGGGCCGCGCGAGCCGGGCCGGCCGCCCCUCCGCGCGCCGCCUGGGAGAGCUCUUCGGAGACCUGCUCCUCCGGCCCGCUCCCGGCAGCGCCGAGGGCAGCCCGGAGCUCCGUGCCAAGGUGGUCGAGUCCCUCAUCGUGGCGGGCGGCGCGGCCGAGGCCCCCGCAGCGCCCGCUCUUCCGCCAAAGCCCCCCAAACCAAUGACACCAGUCAAUACAAAUGGGAUGAAGGACAAUUCCAGUUUCUCUCUGCAGGAAGCAGAGUGGUACUGGGGGGACAUCUCAAGGGAAGAAGUAAAUGACAAAUUACGAGACAUGCCAGAUGGAACGUUCCUGGUGCGCGAUGCGUCCACCAAGAUGCAGGGAGACUACACGCUGACACUGCGGAAGGGUGGCAACAAUAAACUGAUAAAGAUCUAUCAUCGGGAUGGAAAAUACGGCUUUUCUGAUCCACUGACAUUUAAUUCUGUUGUGGAACUGAUUAACCACUACCGCAACGAGUCUCUUGCUCAGUAUAACCCAAAGCUUGAUGUGAAGUUGAUGUAUCCAGUGUCCCGCUAUCAGCAGGAUCAAUUGGUAAAAGAAGAUAACAUAGAUGCAGUAGGUAAAAAGCUUCAAGAAUACCAUGCUCAGUAUCAAGAAAAGAGUAAAGAGUAUGACAAACUGUAUGAAGAAUAUACCAGAACAUCACAGGAAAUUCAGAUGAAGAGGACCGCAAUCGAGGCAUUUAAUGAAACUAUUAAGAUAUUUGAGGAGCAGUGCCACUCACAAGAGCGCUACAGCAAAGAAUACAUUGAGAGAUUUCGCAGAGAGGGGAACGACAAAGAAAUUGAACGGAUUAUGAUGAACUAUGAGAAAUUAAAAUCACGCUUGGGUGAGAUCCACGAUAGUAAAAUGCGCCUGGAACAAGAUUUGAAGAAACAAGCUCUGGACAACAGAGAGACAGAUAAGAAAAUGAACAGUAUCAAGCCUGACCUAAUUCAGCUCCGCAAAAUCAGAGAUCAGUAUCUUGUAUGGCUCAACCAUAAAGGAGUGAGACAGAAGCGAAUAAAUGACUGGCUGGGGAUCAAAAAUGAAAAUAUUGAUGACACGUACUUUGUGAAUGAAGAAGAUGAAAACCUACCACAUCAUGAUGAGAAAACUUGGUUUGUUGGAGACCUCAACCGAAUCCAAGCAGAAGACUUGCUCUGUGGAAAACCUGAUGGAGCGUUUUUAAUUCGUGAAAGCAGCAAGAAAGGAUGUUACGCUUGUUCUGUGGUAGCUGAUGGAGAAGUGAAGCACUGCGUGAUCUACAGCACUCCAAGAGGUUAUGGGUUUGCAGAGCCAUAUAACCUGUACAGCACACUUAAGGAUUUGGUUCUUCAUUACCAGCAGACAUCCCUUGUCCAACACAAUGAUUCCCUAAAUGUCAGGCUUGCCUACCCUGUCUACGCACAGAUGCCCUCCUCUCUUUGCAGAUAAAUCCUGGGGAGGAGGAAAGUGUUGGCUAUCUUGGAUUCUUUUCUACGAUUUUUAUUAGAACUUGGAGGGCAUUCUUUCUCCUUAGACUGCUUGUUUUGCACAAGAAGUGAUUCUGUGAAUGUGAAUCAAGAAGAGGCCUAGCAGCAACAAGACGACAACUUGGGUGUAGGUGUCCUGGUGCUACCUUAAAAGCUCAGCUGUGCUUUUACACUGAUACUUUUGUUUCCUUAUGAGGGGAAAAGACUCAACGCAGCGCAUACAAAAAUACUGGAAGCAAAACAUCAUUUUAUGGAGAUAAUUUUUUGCCAGGCACCUUCAGUGGAACUUCUAAUUGGAUUUUGUUUUCUCUUGUUCUUGUAGAGACAAUGUGAGGCCUCUGUUGGAGGCAUCAGUAAUGUCUUUCAGUCUUAAAGCCCGAGAAACUAGGGGGGAAACUCUACCACAGCAAUUCUUCUCUGUUCAUUUUAGCAGCUUCACUGCGAUUCCGACGAACUUCCAAAAGAGGGCUUGUCUUAAGGUAGCGUGAAAUUUGGUGAGAGAAGACCAAAGGAAUUAUGGAAAAGCUUCAGGUUUUUAUUUAAAUGGGAAAAAAAAAAUGCUUGUAAAGAAAAGUCGCUUUAUUUUUUUGCCAACAGUAACAAAGUUUUGGUUUCAAUGGCACUACAGGUCUUCGCUUAAAAGAAACACUUAUAACCAAAUUGAACCCACCAAAACUUUGUUUGUUGCUAGAUUAAGCACUUAUGGGAAAGGUUGCAUUAGCAUCCGCACAUACUUUCUACACCAAAACUUGAAACAAAUAAAAAGAAAAGCUAAAACAUUGUGUGGCUUCACAAGGCUAAUUUGUCUGACCUGAUAGAAUUGCUCACUCUCCUCUUUGCCUCCACCUCUCUGCUUCCCAUUCCUCAGCUGGGGAUUCUGCAUUCAGUUUUUAAAGAUGCCACGCUUCAGAAUGUAAACUAGAACGAAACUUGCACUGCACUGUUGCAGCUCUCUUGCUGCACAGUGACUGACUUGUAACCCUUGGUUUUGAUGUAAAAGAGGUGCAAUCUAAUGCUUCUGGAUGGCUUACUCUGUACCAAAUUGUUUCACGAGGAGUAGUUAAAAAGUGAGCAUGCCAAUUGAAUCUCUCAUUUGUUCUUUGCAAGCUAGAUUCCGAGCUUUCACAUCGCUGUAGCCAAGCAAGAUUUUACACUGGUAUAAUCUGACCUCUUGUUCUUUUGUGUGUUAUGCAAAGCAGAGGAAGGGAAGAGAGCUGUGCGCCUCAGACUGUGGGUAUCUGCUGCCUUCCCUGGGCAAGGGCUGCUGUCAGAUACUGGAGGAGAUAGUCCUGGGCUGUGUCAAGUAUAGCAAUCAUGCCAUAAAUCCCCUCCUUGGAAAGAAGACAGUACACACCACAAGUGUACAGAGCAGCUUAUUUCCAUUCCUUAGGUUCUAAAAUGAAAAAAAAAGAGCUGAGUUUGGCAAACUGAAGGACUUGGCACCAAAGCACAACUGGCAGAGCCAUUGUUCAGUGUGCAACCUUGAAAGUUGCUUUUGUUCCCGAGUUGGAAGCGGUUCCCUCGAAACGCGCCCAUUGUGCAGGGCAGGAAGCCGGCAGCCCCGCAAAGGGGAGCCGCCACAUUGGGAAUUUGUGGACCUGCUUCUGACCCUGUUGCUGAUUUCCUGCUCAAAUUGCCAGGCCUGGUGGUGUUGAAAGUGUACAAUCACCAGCGGCACUAGGAGUAUUAUUUAGCUGAAUGUCACGGAUUCCAAGCAGGGAAGGGGCAAGGCUGGAGCGCUGCCGGCGGUGGCGGGAAGGGCGGCCGAGUUGCCUGCUCGGCCCGUGAGAUAUUUUCAUUUUGCACUAUUGACCCUGGUACUUCCCGGGUGCUUUGUAAUCAGGUAGAGCGUAACUUCCAGGCACAGUGCUCUGUAGAUGCCGUUUUUUUCUUGUUAAAUACUAUGAAACGUAGCUGGGCUUGGUAGAGGAGAAGCAAGUUAGUGUAGGCCGGGCUCUCAGAGUGACCUACAUCAUCUCCGUGUGUCCCUUCUCUCUCGCUUCCCCAAGCAAAGGAAAACUCAGGCUUAGGCUUUACUCUUAGCCUUGCUCUGGAGUGGACUCUCCAGCUGUAUGUGGACAUGGAAAUUUUUCUUUUUAAAGAAACCUGCCCUACCUCUUGGAUAAUUUGCAGUUCUAAUCUGGUAACUGUAAAGCUGUCAUUCUCACCUCUUGUGCAUCUAAUGUUCCCUUAGUGCUGGAUUCGGGCCAAACACCUAAUGAGGGAAAUCAGUUCAAAGGCACAAAUGAUAGCCAGGUGCCUAAUUCCUGUGGAAAAAUCUGUGCGAGAGGAGUGGCUGGCUGUUUCUGUGCUCCUGCAGUCUCUCAGGACUUGGCUCUUACGAAGUUAACAUUAGAAAAUGAUGGCGUGUGUAUUUCUGAUUCUUGUUUCGGGAAAGGAAUGACCUAGCUGAAGGGUUUUACAUUUACUGUGUUUUCAGAUAGGGCUCGAGCUUGAU